Molecule: messenger RNA, 14467 nt
Organism: Porites lobata
Lineage: Eukaryota; Metazoa; Cnidaria; Anthozoa; Scleractinia; Poritidae
Source: the annotation of a GenBank genome assembly
AUGGCGGAAGGUGGCAUUUUCGCGGAGGACAUUGUUAAGAAUGCGCAGGGAAAUGUAGGGGUUGUUUUAGAAGAUGCUGAAGAAACUACUGACGAAUCAGACAGUGACGAAGAAGCUCUAAAAAAGGGACAAAUAGUGGUUUGUUGGUAUCCUUCUGGCAACGAGGAGACCAUCUCGAUCUCGAAGGUAGUAGUGCUUUAUUUGCAUUUGCGCAAUGUUUACCGGCAUUUUGAUUUUGAUCCACGCAAUCUUAACUGCUUAAUUUUUUUUUUCAUUUUAACUUCAGUUUCUUUUCUCUUAAGACUGAAAUUUAUCUCAUUUACUCUAUUGUAUCAAUUAAACGUGUCAAUUUUUCCAUCGCCCGAUUGAAAAAAAAAACAACAUUAAUAUUGUACAUGUACAAGCAUGUUUUUAAACGUGGGAGAUCAACUAUAUCUGCAAACCUUUUUCAAAAUUUCCUUUUGUGAUUUCCAUUUGCAUUUCCUGUAGGUUAUUUUCGGUCUCAUGCUUGAUAUUUUAUGGAAUGUGCAAUACUAGCUACUGCCUAAGUUCUUUAGGUCGACUGAAAGAUGUGUAUUUGAUGCCUAUGCAAGUACCUCAAGAGGCACUUCGAUUUUGAUAUUGUCUCCAUGAAAGGGGGAAAAGGGGAGAUAAAAAUGAAAUGGCUUUAGAACCAUGGUAAAGAAAGUCUUAACACUAUUAUGUAUUUUUUUAAAAACAAGUUUACUCAGCAACUUUUUUCAUGAGCUAGGGAGUACUAGGGAGUCAGCCUACAUAUGUACAAGGUUUGGAAUUAAUUUGUCGGUCAUGGAAAGUCAUGGAAAAUUGAUAUUACUUGAAUAGCACAAAUGGUGCACGUUUUGAUGCAAACGCUUACUGACUGGCCAAACCAUUCCUGUCGCAUUGAGAAUUUCACUUUUAAUCAAAACUAUCCAGAGAGAUCAGUCAAAUCCUCAAUAGUAUGCACAAAGGAGAUGGUUUUUCAGCAAAAACCCUAUGGAAAAACCCAAUUUCAUUUGCUAACUGAUUGGUCCGGCCUGCCAGUUUUGACAUAUGGAAAGCACCCUAAGUUAGCACUGGUGAGGUAAAAAAAUGACCAAGCAAUGAAUGAAUAGUUUUCAAAAUUUGGGGAAACAAUGGCUAUACUGGCUAGUUAAGGUCAUGGAAAACUGGAAAAGUUAUGGAACGUCAUAUGAGCAUGAAACCUGAUGUAUUACUUUUGUACCUGACAGUUAAGUUUCACAGUUGAUGAACUGAGGCUAAUUACAAAAAUAAAGUGGUCCUUUAUUGAAAGGACUAUUAUAUAGUACUAUUUAUAGUACAAGUACACAUGAGAGCACUUCUAGAAGUGGAAGGGGAAAUAAUCCAACAUUUGAUGUUAAAGAUCUUUUGGUGCUAUAUUUGUAGCAGCAAGUCUACCACUGUUUAGAACUGGUUGACCAAGAAAAGAUUUUUUAGGCCAAGUGAAAAAAAUAAAUGUUUUUCAUCCAGAUUUCUAUAAAAAAGAGAGUGGGCAACUAUAAUAUAUAUUUGUAAUACAUGAUAUUUUCAACUUUUCUAUAAUUGCCUUUCAGUUAAAUACUUUCUUUGCAAAUUAUUACCCUCCCACAGUGAUAAAUUGGAGUUCUUUGGUCAAAACAAAUAUUAAUAAAUAAAAUGUCCGAUAUUGAUUAAACACAAAUUUGGUUUAUUCUAAUGCAUGUUCUUAACAACAUGAUGCAUCAUAUUAUGCAUCUCAAUAGUUAGGGUGCAUUAAAAACCACAAUUUAUGACUCAGUAUUUACAGAAGUUUAGUGAAAAAUAGUUUUUAAUGAAAAGUAAUGCCUGUUACUGGGAAGUAAAAUAAGUUUAUUGAAAGUAACACCGGUUUGUGUUCGUUUGUUCCAACUGCUCUUAAGGACAGGCUGCCCCAAAAACUGAAGUGGGUAGGGAAGAGAAACAUUUUUUUCUUGGUCUUACCUUCUACUUUCAAGAUGGAUGAAAAAGAGUUACUGCUUUAACUAAGUGUCAGGUGCUUGCAAUAUUACAGUGUAGGUAAAAUUUCAGCCAAAGUGUGAGCUGUGAUUGAGUACUGUGAGGACAACUGUUUUGCUCUUAAUGUGUACCUUGAUGAUGGUGCAAGUUAAGAUAGCUUAGCGAAUAACCCUUUUCAAUAUGGCAGAUUAAACUGUGAUAAAACUAUCAACAAAACCUUUAUAACUUCCAAGACAUCAUUUUCAACAUCAUUACAAACAAAUUUUUUGUGGUUCGCAUGUUUUACUCAUGUUACUCAAGAUUGGGAAGAUUUUUUUAGAUGGUGAGCAAUCGCAUGUGCAAUUUUUUUCUUUCACUUGUCAGCUACACAGUUUUGUGCAUCCGCAGUGUACUGCUGUGCUUAAAGAAUGCAGUGUCCGCCGGAUAGCCCAAGGCUAAUGGAUUUUGCUAUUGGGCUUGGGAAUUAUGUUGUUAACUUGCCCGAUGGGCAAGUGCCAUUUUUUUUAGAGCAAUUCAAAUUAUUGAAAAAUUGUAAUCAAUUCUGCUCAUCAACAUUCUAGGUGAAAUGAUUUUUGGGCUAAUACAUAUCAGCAACAGCUUGCCCAAAUGGCAAGUUAUAAAACUGACGUUUUUUGCACCGUGACAGUACAUCAUUUUGCAUAUUGUCUCAUGACCCUUGUGUCUCCAUUUGUACCUAACCACUUGGGCUAGCCAAAUGGCAAAGGUUUUAAGCAAAAUGUGUAUUUUUUUAUUCUUGCGGAAACUUUGCACUACAGUAAACACCCGCAUAUAAGAACACACAAUUUCGGAGGUCAGGCUGAUUGAGUUAUUAUUUAUCGGGUGCUUAAUGACAAAUUAGCCUCAAAAUGUUCUUAAAAUGUUCUUAAAUUUUUAUUUAGUAAUACUAUCCAAGGCAUGUUGCGAGAGGUUUAUUUAGCAUAUUUUAGGAAAAUAAAAUAAAUAAUUAUUCUGUAAAUAUUUGAUUAUAUUAACAAAUGAAGUUAUCUGACAGCAAACAUAAACUUACAUGUUUUAAUUUUAUGACUCUUUUUCCAUUUUAUAAGAACAUGUUACAAUUUUCAGGCUGAUCUUGUUCUUAUAAAAAUGGGGCUUUCUUGGCCAAAUUUCAGCCUGGUGUUCUUCAUCCAUUUGUUCUUAUAUGCGGGUGUUUACUGUAUCUUGAUGUCAUGUGUUUUAUAGAAAAACAUGUCUGCCAAACAACUUUUUGUUCUCCCAUGAAGUUUUAUGGCACAUUUGUGGUUCUUUGUGCAGUACAGAACAUUAUUUUCAGUGGUUAAAUUGGCAUGCUCACAGCUGCAAACACAGUGUACUUUAACUGUUGGAAAGUGUGAAUGUUUCUUACCCUGAUCGGUUGGUUUGUUUUGCUCUACAGGUAAAGUUGGCUGAUAGAGCGCUUCUUCCUGGUGAUGUUGUCAAGUUUUCUGAUGUCAACCGAGGCACACAGAAAGGAUUUGUGAGUAAUGUUGAAGUUGCUGCUAGUGUCAAAGUCCUAGUGGCAAACCAGAUAUUUCACAAUUUGGAUUGCAAAGAACUCUCCCCUUUACAGGUAACAAAACUUGAAAACAGUAAUGACAUUCUUGUCUAUAUAACAAUAAGAUAAACCCAGGAUUAACCAUUCUACACUUAAACUUGUGAUAAAAAUUUCCAUUAGCAUAUAGCAGUUUUGAAGCUUUGUCUAAAAUAUUUUCUGGUGGGAAUUUGUUUAAUUGUUUUACACCGUAGAGAGGCAUCUUUAAAAUGAUUUUAUUUUCAAGUGCUAACUUUUAAAAGGUUUAGGCAAAUUUCUGGAAGGCAUGAAUGACAAGUUUUGAAUUUUUCCCAUGGUUUGUAAAUUUUAUUAGAGUCUGGAACUGUCAUGUUGGCAUUGACACAAAAAAUGUUUGGUAUUCCAGGUUCCAUGCUUGUCUUAGAGGUGUCAAUUUGUUACAACAGAGUUUUAAAGGAACUACUGCUCAGAAAAAAAUAAUUCUUCCCUAAACUCAUCUCAUAAAACUACUGAUGAGACUGUGACUGGUCACCAUUGGAACCAAAGAUUGAGUGCUGGCUGCCAGAUUUUCAGAGUCCUUUACUCCUUGUGGCUUUUUAAUUUAUAUAAAAAAUUGUCUCAAGUGACCUUUAAAGUGCCAUGGUUACAGGCACCUUAUUGUUUUAUAUGCCCCCGCAUUUGCAUAAUAGAGGUACUGUGUAUGUACCCUGGCUCCAAAGGUCUUUUCUUGAAAUGUGUGGGAUAACAUAAACCCUGCUCACAGUUUGAUAAAGCUCCCAAGACAGAAUAAGGUAAUAAGGUAAGGAAAAAGCCCUCUGGCACCCACAUGGCCAUGGUACUUGAUUGACCUGCAUGCAUCCAAACCUCUUAUUCCAUUGGUCCCUACAACCUGCACUACCUAUUGUUUUAGAUAAGGACAUUGUUAUGUUACCAUCCCUAUUGUUGUCCAAGCUUAGCACAAACCUUGUUUGGAAUAGAUGCUGGUCAGCCCAUAGUACUAUGUGUGUAAAUAAUAACAGAAAAAUAUGGAGAUUUUUACAGAAAAGAAACAACCCAAAUUAUGACCUGGCAAGCAAAAAGUUUGCUUUAAAAAGUUUAUGUGAAUUUCAAACCCUGCCUUUGGGUAUUUUUAUGCCACUCUCUAUGUGUUUUGCAGCAUUUUAUAAUUGGAGCUCAUGUUAGCUUGGGUCCAUGGCUUGGAACAGUCACUGAGGUGUACAGACGAGUUGUAAUUAUGCUAAAGAAUGGCUCAAGGUAUAGUAAUUUGAUCACGCAGACAUGGGUUUUAAACCAAUGAUAAUAUUGAACCACAACAUACAGUGUAUACACUCAUGUAUCUUAUUUUUUUUAAAAAAAGUUGGUGUGACAUAUCUUUAUAUAUUUACAGUGCAACAGGGAAAACCGUGAACACUUGAAAUAAAAUUAUCUCAGGAAUGUUUAUUGCGUUAUGCCCAGUCACAGCAAAGAUCAGGACAUGCAAACAAGCUACAAAACCACAAACUAAUUAGCAUUCUUGCUUGGGGUUCAGUUUUCUCACUCCUGGUUUGCUUUUUUUUUUUGCAAAACAAUAACAUUCCAGAAAUAUUUCUGGAGUUUACGGUUUUCUUGGUUUGCUGUCACUAUGUUGUUUGUACUCUAUAACCAUUAAUUAGUGUAGAUGUAAAUAUUAAGUGAUUCAUUUAUUUCUGUUUAAUUUUAAUAAUAUUUUCACAAAUUACUUUUCAGGUGUGCUAUAGAAGGGCCUGCAGGAGAACAGUCGUCAAUGCUGUUUGAUAUGAGUGAUCAGCGAGAUGAGGUAAUCUACUUCCUGAAAAGAAAAGCUACCGUAUAGACUUGCUCUGAGCAGCUGUUUUGAGGAAAGUUCAGGCUAACUAAAAAAGUUUAACUGUCAUCUCUUGCUCUGUUUUGUUGCAGAGCAAACGUUUUGUCAUGUGCCUGUUUCUUGUUGACUUGAUUUUGUCUUCUAGUUGGGUUUACUAUUUGGGGGGAACAAGGGUGGUGAGAGCUCUCGCCUCUCACUAAUUUGGGCCAGGUACACAUACCAGCAUUGAUGCCAUAUGUGAGCCGAGUUUGUUGAUUCUCUACCUUGCUCCAAGAGGGUUUUCUCCGGAUACUCCGGAUGCUUCAGUUUUUCCCUCUCCUCAAAAACCAACACUUCUAAAUUCCAAUUUGAUCAUCAACACAUGGACAUGUUUAAAACGAGUUCUUAAGAGCUCCUAAGUGCUUCUUGGUUAAACAAAUUACAAUUUAUUGGUUUUGUUUUAUAAUGAUAUUCCAACCAAAAUUCAACAUCUCCUCUCUGAAUGUUUUGUUUUAAUUUUGUAUCGUAGGAUUGUCCUUUCUAUUCUCCACUGUUUUACCCUGGCCAGAGAUUAACAGGUUCUGCCAGAGCAUUCAAAGAAGCCAAAUGGUUAUCAGGUGUAAAACCCAUCUUAAACAACCAGUCACACAUUAAAGGAACUGUAGAGGAGGUAAGUACCUACCGUGUUGCAUGAAAGUUUUGCGGGUUCUAAUUUUUGCGAUUUUUCCAGCGAUCCGCAAAAAUAAGUUCCCGCAAACAAAAUUUACUGCAAACAUUUUUCCCACAAAAAUUUGCUCCAGGGGAAAUAUUCUCUAACUUAAAUUCACUACACAACAAUACAGAAGUAAAAAAUCAUGUCUGUCCAAUUACAACUUGCCUCAAAACAGUGUACAUGAAUUACUGGUUUUACAUAGGGUACGCGUACUGUGGUACUGUUUGAAAAUAUGUAUUUCUAUUGCACGUACUUAACAAAAACUAAAAUAUUAUCAAUGCUGGGUACUGGGUGCCUCCUGAAAAUUGCAAGAAUCAGUUCCCAGCAAGAAAAACCAAUCUGUCCUAAUCGCAAAAAUCACUUCCCGCAAAACACAAAAAAUGGCCAAUUCGCAAUAAUAAACUCCCGCAAAAUUUUGUGCCACAUGGUAGUACAAAAGUAAAAUCCGUCAUGUAAUACUGCAGCUUGAAUAAAUGUUCCCUUCAAAACCACUAUUCAAUUGCAUCCAAAAUUCUUGUCCAGUACACCCAUCAUUGUCCCACAUUCGUCUCUUUUUUCCAUUUUUUCUUUCUUUCUCUCAGUGGCUUGUCAUAUUUAAAGUGUUUGAUUAUUUUAUCAGGUCAGUGUAAUAGCAUGUGAAGUAGAUUGGCAAGUCUGUGGUGCUUGGCAACAAGGUUGCAAUGGAGAUGAAUGUCUCAAACCACCAGAUCUCACUGUGACUCAGGAACAGCUUCCUAGGUAAAUUGGCUUGUUUACUACAUGUAUACUCCUUUAGUUUAUCGGUUACAGUGAGUUUGUCAGCUAAUCAGAAUGUGGGAAGAGACCAAUUUUGAUACAUUUAAAUUCAUACUUAACUUGGUUCUGAGGCUUGGGGGAAUAAAACAGAAGAAAUGUAUUAUUCAUUGCUGAGCCUCAAGAUGAUUUCUUUUGUUUUAUUCCCCUUAAGCCUCAGAGCCAAGUAUGAAUAACUGGUCUGUUGUAGAAUUUUACUGAGCCAUGAGUUAUCUUGAUUUAGCAGUGUAAUUUACAAGGGCUUGGAAAGAAGACUUUUUAAAUUGAAUUUGGCACAAAAUAUCCUACUUUACUCAUAUGUAAUAAAGACAAUGUGUUCCUUUGUCUACUAACAGAUUGUUAGUUGUGAACCAUUUCCGACAUGCAAACCUUCAAGUUGGAGACAAAGCAUUCUAUACAGUGAAGGCACUUGAUCUCAGAUAUAUUUCUAAUGGUGAGAGCUUAUUAAAGGAACAGACUGAUGAUAAUGAUAAUCCUGAACAUGCCUACACCAGCCCAACAUCUGACAGUCAGGUAGAAGGGUGUGGCAUACAUGAAGUACAGCCUGUGAAAACUUGUCAAGGAAAAACGCUGACUGAUAGAGGAGAUUUUGAAGGCAGCUGUUUAAGAUCUGAAGAAAGUGCAGACAGCCUUGUGCCUGAAAGUGAUUCAAAAACCAGUAGUGGGUCGACAUCAACAAGCUCUCUCUGUGAGGCAAAUCCAACGGUAAAUACGACCUCUGAACUGGCACCUACAGACAAAAGACAAUCAAUGGCAAAUGUGACUGAAACCGGUGAUGGGAUAAAUCAGAUUGACAUAAAUGAUGGCCAUCAUACUCCUGGCUCAGAUUCUGCUGAUGCAGACGAAGAUUCAGAUGGAGGCGAAACUGUAACGCCAAAGGCAAAGGCCUCUGGAUCAUUUAAACAUGAAUCUGGUUCAUCUCAUGUUGUGCGUUACCCCACUAAACGAAGGAAGAAACGAUUAAGAAGGAAGCGAAAAGCGGCGCCUCCCCUGAAGGUCAAUAUUGGGGACAGGGUGUGCGUAGAGGUGACAAAUACUUGUACCACAGUUGAUGUUAUAUGGCAAGAUGGUUCUAAACAGGAUAAGAUCUUAUCCACGGAUGUGACUCCAGUGUUUCACUUGGAUGAGCUGGAGUUUUUUCCGGGGGAUUUUAUUUCUGAUAAAAGAGGUGAGUUAUACGCUUAUACAGUUACAGUGCUUCAAUAGACUAAGGACUUCAAUGUCUCUUCCACGAAUCUAACCAGGCUUAGUUUGUACUUCGAAAAUCCCUCUUAUUUCAAAAAAUUGCUGUUGUCGUAAUUAGUGAAAAACUCCUAGACAUGAAUACAGAAAUAGCAUCAAACCAAAGUACCAUACAUAGAUUGUAGCAGCCGUUAUUUUACCUCUUACAAUUUGAAUUUCAUCCGUACACUUGAAGGUUAAGGAAAACUAUUUGAACAGUAGUAUGAGGUUAGAUUCUUAAACUCAUCAAAAAUUCAAAGCCAAAGAAAAUCAUGUACCGUGACGUGCUUGGAUAUCUGAUGAAAAACUCCUUGCUUUGUCGUCACCAUUUACUUCAGUUUUUUUAUCAAGGUAUCGAACACCUCGAAGUUCGUCAAAAAAUUAAUAUUUUCAGCCUUUUUUCCGUGUUUGAAUUGUGAGGAAUUACCGUUUCUUUUGUGUAAAAUGCUUUAGUACAUGGUGUUUUACUCCGGUUUAUCUGAGCAAAAUAUUUCAGUGUCCCUUCAAAUUAGGUGUACAGGACAACUUACUUGCUGUAAAAAUGUACUCCAAACAGAAAAUGCCGACCCAUCUAUCUAUGGGGUGGUUCUUACCGCUGAUCACAAGUCGCGCAUGUGUCAUGUCAAGUGGUUUUCGCGAGAAGGCCAGGAGCUGCGUGAUGAACGUGACGUGAGCGUGUAUGACAUAACGGAACACACGGACUUUGUGUUUAGUGCUGGUGAUGUAGUGGUUCGUGUAGCAAAAGGUGACAGUGACGGUACAGCUGCUGAAGGCGGAGAUAAGCCUAUUCCCUGUGUAGGGCAGGUUGGUUGUGCUUUUGAACUAAAUCGACUUAUUUUCCUUAGGCAAAUGACUGUACCUUACUAUUUUGGGUAGAGGCAGGAGCGGUUAUGGGCUCCUGGUAGUGGUUAGUUUACUUGGGUAAAAAUUGUAGCAAUUAGGGGCAACAUAUAAACAAAGGUGAUGGAUCUUGGUUGAUUUAAUCAAGAGGCCAUUUGCAUGAUGGCGUCAUUUUACUACUACGACCAGAAUCCUCUUCUGUUUUCCUUUCAUAUUCUAAUUUGGUAUUCCCAGUGAGGUUUCGAAAGCAAAAACCCUAAUUUGCACAAGAAAGCAAAAUCCUAAAAGAUUCUGGUCGUGGUAGUAAAAUGACGUCAUCGUGCAAAUGGUCUAUUGAUUAAUUUUAGUUUGUUUGGGAGGGGAGAUUAACCUAGGCUCGAUUACCAGCCGCUGUUCGGGAAAAUGAGCCCGCACUCAUCCCCCGAUCAAAGACCGGACCCGGGAGACGGCGGAAAUCGAGCCUAAGAUUAACCUUCAACCACAACAUUAUGGAGCUCGAGCAAAGGAGGGUUUGAGCGGAGUACGUCAACUAGUAGUGAGGCGCCUCCCACACUAUAGGUUUUGUAUGUAUGCCUUUACUUUCACAGCAACGAUUUGCCUUCUCAAAAAGGGGCAAAAACACUGCCCAUGAAUGCAAAAAGUCCCCUUUUGGUUGACGUGAGUUGAUCAAAAAUGUCCUUUCUCAAGCUCCCUAUUUACUCACGUUUAAUACCCACGGCUCGCGACAUAAUGCCAUACUCUUGGAAUUUUUUUAAGUGUGAAAGAGAUAUAACCUUACCGCCGCAGUCAUGCGCGCUAAGGCAAAGCAUCAAUGCGUAUGCUUGUUGUUCUUGGCAUUUCCUCGUCAUUUAAGAUUAAGUCACUGUAGUGCUGUAUAGAAUGCAUGUGAUCAAAUAGACAGAAAGGAUACAGUGCGUAUGAGAGUUUAUAGUGGUCCUUUCUGUCUUUUACACUAGUUUUUUGUUAUUUCAGGUUACCCUUGUAGAUGAAGAAGGCUCUGUCUUCAUAAAAUGGGUGGACAAGACUCUUUCCAAAGUUAAACCUCAAGAACUGUAUAAAAUUGAUGCGGAGGUGAGGCGUCGGUUAACUGUUGAUUUUUCAAAUUAGACUGUUGAGUUAUGUCACUGACUGCCGAAACGUCACCUUUCUCAGACAUUCUCCAGGCUUGAAAAUUCACCAUCGUAUUUUACAUAACUGAUCGCGUAAUAUUUUCGACUCUUUAUUCAAAACCGUUCUAUUGCCGGCAGGAUGAUGGUCAUCUAUCAACGGACGGUUCCACAGUUGAAUCAGAAGAUGAAUGGGAGACAGCCAGUGGAGAAAGUGAGGAUGAUGAAGAUCUAGCAGUUGAUAUUAUGGAUCUUGCUGCUGCGGCAGCAGGAGAGGGUGGCGACAUUACAGCUGAUCAGGCAGGGCACACCACUGAUGAAGGAGCAGAGAAUGUUGAUAGAGAAGCUCUACAUGAGGCCAGAAACAGGAUGAAUGAAAUUCUAUCCAAUUCUAAUCCACGUAAGCUGUUUAAAUGUGAUUACUACACAGUAACCUUGUUUUAUCUCUCAGGUGUCUAGCCUGAGAAAACAGCAGACAUGUCGCGUCUCCACCAAUCUCGAGGACAGGCUUCCCUGCGUCUGAGGAAUUACUGCAGAAAUUUUAUACCGAUGACGUGUCACUGCCCAGAUCCGAGUGGUGCUUCUGAGUGGUCGUGCCGUGUGGGAAAUUUCGUUCAGCCAAUCAGGAGCACUACCCAGGUCUUAGUAGUGAUGCGUCAUCAGCGUGGAAUUUCUGCAUUUGUUCCUGACACGUCCUUUUCGCGGGGAAACCCUGGCAGUGGUGGCGUCUCGAAAGGCUGGCUGUUUUCAUAGGGUAUCAGGGGUCAGUUUAAUAAUACUUUUACAAGUAUAAUUUAAAAGUGUAGUUUUUGUUUUUUGACUCUAAAACAGUUGCUACAUUUGUAAACGUUUCAAUUAAUUGUCCCCAGGUGACCAGUGCAGCCAACUGUGUGUGUUUUAGAUGUUUAAAAACCACCCACACACAUGCUUAUUUUACCCUUUAAUUUUACAAUCAUCAGAUUUGCUCAAGUUUUCAUUGUUGUUCUUUUAAACAUCUUAAUUGUUUUUGGCAUUGUUGUUCUUUUUGAAACAUCUUAAUUGUUUUUGAAGCAUAUCUCCCGCCUGUAAACAUUUUUGGUAUGAACCUCUUUUAGGUUCUUUCAAUGAUAUCAGAAUUAUCGAUGAAAUUUAUUUAUUUUUCUUUAUUUAUUUUAUUUAUUUUCAGCUUUUAUUUAUUUUUCAGCUUUCAUGACGUUUGACUCCGUUCCGGAAAGUCACACUUACAAGUAUUCCACGUUCCAGGCUCAGAACCCAGGCCGCUUUCUGUCUUGUAUGAGAAAAGAAAUGGCACUCUUGACUUUCUCACUGCCAGCGGGAAUAAUUGUCAGGGGAUAUGAAGAUCGAGUGGUAAUUCUUUGCUUGUUUUCCAAUUUUUUUUUCUUUAUCUCAGUCAGAACAGCGCCAUAUUUUUCGCACUUGGAGCUGCAGAGAUGGAGACCAAGGUUGUGUGAAACGCGAGAGCGGUUUUCAAUCAUUGAAAUCCCGAAACACAAAUGUCGAUUUGUUUGGUUCAACACAUGCAAAGCCACUGAUUGGCCAAAAAGUAUCGUGUCACUUUCUCAGCCAAUCAGAACACCAACCCAAAAUCAAUACAUGUUAGGUUGUUGCGCGCGUUUCACGCGCUUGGCUCUGUAUUCUGUACUUUAGAUAAUACCAUAAUAAUCUUUUUGGGGGGUGGAGGGGGACAAAAAGAUAAUUAUGGUAUUUUCUAAAGUGGCGAAUCCAAGAUGUAGCCUCGAGAUUCGACUGGUUCAUUCGCUUGUCUGCGUGAGUUGAACUUACUUUCUGCUCUGUUCUCUUGAGGUUAAUUAAAAUCAAGUUAAAAUCAAGAUCAACGUUCAUAGCAGGCGUUAUUUUGCCGAGCGCGAAAGGAAAACACGGUCAACUAAACAACGCCUGUUUGCAGGCCAAGUUGAUAUUUUCGUUUCAACUCUAUCAAAUCUGACCACUUCAGAACAAUGCGUUCUUGUAAGCUUCCCUGUUUAUUUGAGAGUCAGAGUUCAAUCUUAACUUUUCUUAGCCAUCAGAUUAUGUGAUGUUUAGACCAGAUCAUAGGGCGCGAAAAUACGGAAAUCAGCGCACCCUCGUCAAAUAUUGAUUUUUUUGUUUAUUUUGUUAGGACAUAUUACGAGUGAUGAUCACAGGGCCUGUGGAUACUCCGUACGAACAUGGGCUGUUUGUAUUUGACGUUAGACUGCCGUCAGAUUAUCCAGCCUCCCCUCCCUUGUUCCAUUAUUUGUCCCAAUGUUCGGGUCGUUUGAACCCAAACCUUUACGAGGACGGCAAGGUCUGCGUCAGCCUCUUGGGGACCUGGGCCGGGCGCGGAAGCGAGGUGUGGACAUCAAAGUCGAACGUACUGCAAGUUUUGGUUUCAAUACAGGGUAAUUUUUGUAGUUAACAAAUACACAGAAUUUUUACUGUAGCGCUUUUCAUGGACAAAAUAUUUUUCCGUGUGACCUUUGCUUUAUACUAGUAAAAAAGUACUCCUUAAAAAGCGCUGGCAACAGUUCCGCCCAGUGAACAACACUAGCUUCCGUCUGCCCUUCAUUUUUAGGUGUGAUCCUCAACACCAUCUUGGUCAGCAUUAGAUUGCAUCGGCCUAAACCCCUUAGUUCCCUUAUGAAGUUUACACAACGUAGUAUUCUUUACUGCUUCCACACUACUUAGAUGAAAUUUGUAGAUCAGCCUUAGAUCCCAUUGGCCUAUCAUCUUGAGUAUGAGGGGUGAAGGGAGAGCUACUCCCGGAAUUUUCGCCACUUUGCCCUGGAACACUUGGCCGGCCUAUACAACUGUUAUUUUGCUCGUACCAAAUUCUAGACUAGACACCAAACACCCCUUCCCUUUCAAAGGACUAGUUGUGAUGGAUAAACUCCAAUUCUACGUUCGCUAAUUAAAUUUAUCCUUUAAAAACGAUAAACUUGUCUAAGGUCCUGAAAUUGCAUAUAUUUGUACCCUGAAAACCUCCUGGAAUUUCAUUUUUCAUUUGGACGACUUCUUUUUAAAACAGUCAUCAUUUUGAACUCUAUUUUUCGGAAUUUAUCGCAAGGUUCGAAUUCCUGGACGUGUUUGACAAAACCUUCAAUGUUGUUGUCAGCGUAGGUCUGGUUCGUUCCUACCUUUACUGUUUAUCAAAGUAGGAUAAUAAGCGCACAAAUUUCGAAGAAUUAUCGUACGUUAAGUUUUACUCAUUGCUCCUGUUUAAGUUUGGUAAGCAGAGGAAAUUGUCAAUUGCUUUGUAGGGUCUUAAGAGUUAAUAUUUCAUUUAUUUAGGAUUAAUACUGUGUAGCGAGCCUUAUUACAACGAGGCUGGCUAUGAAAAGCAAAGAGGCACGGUGGAGGGACGAGAAAACAGCCGCCUGUACAAUGAAAUGGUUUUACUAAAACUGGUUCAAUCCAUGGAAAGACUCGUAAGAAAUCCUCCUGCUGGUCUGGAGAACGAAAUACUAAAACAUUUUGCACAUCACGGGGCCAGGUAAGACUUGAUGAAACUUUUUUGAAGUGUCAGAUUAAAAGGCAUCUCAAUCUUACUUCCUCAUUAACAAUUAAGCUGAAAAUCAAAUUUUCAAAAAUAGCUAUUGUUAAACAGGUUAACUUGAUGUAGGUACGUGGACCAGAGUAGUGGCCCUAAAUAUCAUAGAGAGUGGCUUCCAUAACUUAUAAAGUAGAUUUAUGAACUAUCAGCUCAUUUACCUCUCAGUUAUAAUUUACCUUACUGAGCAAAAAAAGGCCUCGAACAUAUUCCAUACAAAGAUGGUUCUUGAAGUUUUCGUAAGGUAAAUGUCGUGUCCUUCUAUCUUCAGAUUUGUUGUUUAGGUAAGCUAAAUCGUCGUUGUUUGUUGUUAACUUGGCAGAAUGAUACGAAAAUUCAAGCGUUGGAUUGCUUUGUUCCACGAACAAGCAACAGCUGUGCCAGGCUGUGAUGGCGAAAAAGCCACUAACGAUGAGAUGAAGGUUAAUGAGCUGGAGGAAAAAGGACCGAGAAGUGAGAAUGAAAACGCUUACAUGAAUGACACUAGUAAUGUUGAUACGAUACAAGCUAAAGUUGCAUCAGGCUGCAUCAGGGAAGAGCGUAUUCAAGCACAUGCGAUGUCUGGGGAACUGUUAACGAACGACAAAGUACAUCACACUGAACCUUGCAGCAAUGGUGUCAGCAAAGAUAAUUACGACCAAUCAGCUGUCUUGCCUGAAGGAAAACCUUCAAAUGUCAAACCGCAAGGCGAAUGUCAAGGAGCCGUGACAUCAGAGAAGAAUGUUCCAGAUUAUCCCUUGUUCCCACUCUCCCGGGGUUUUUGCUUGAGUCUCGUGAGAGCGUUGGACAGUUUUGAAGCCGCCUUGGAAAAGGCUCAACUACCAGACUGCUCUGAGUAGAUUUCAACGUCGUACGAUUGGGUCUUGUGUCGCUUUAUACGUCAUAAAAUCUAUUACACGAGUAAGGUGGAAAUAUUUUAUAUGUAUUUAUUUAUUUUUCAGGUUAUCUGAAUAUAAAGAGAUUGAAUUCAUUGUAAAAUGCUGUU